UGUCACUUUUGCUGAAGGAUUCGUAUCAGAUACUUGUUUCUGGAUUUCGGAUUCCUACUCUAUGCACAGAAUGGUGAAUUCUCUACUCCGUAAUACAAUUCCAAAGACGGUCGUGGACUCAUCAGCACAUGGCGAAUUCAAAAUAUGAAUAUGUGCGCAACUUCGAGCGCGACGAGCACUUACUGCCGAACACAUGGAUUGUCGUGAGAAUUGAUGGUCGAGGAUUUCAUAAAUUGUCGAACCAUUAUGGCUUUGGCAAACCCAACGACAUCCGCGCACUGAAUUUGAUGAAUCUAGCCGCCACGCGAGUCGUGACAUCGAUCCCCGAGAUCGUCCUGGCCUACGGUAUCUCGGAUGAGUACAGCUUCGUGUUUCACAAGUCGAUGAAUCUGUUUGAACGAAGGAAUGCGAAACUCGUGAGUACUGUCGUCAGCACUUUCACGGCUGCGUACGUCGCGCUGUGGCCCACGGCGUUCCAGAGUGGCAGUGCGUGGGAAGAUGGGACUGCCGCAUCUCUGGAUGUCGCGAUGCUGCCUACUUUCGAUGGAAGAGUGGUGUGUUAUCCGUCAUGGGAGAAUUUAAGAGACUACCUGAGCUGGAGGCAGGUUGACUGCCACAUCAAUAAUCUCUACAACACGACGUUCUGGGCACUAGUGCAGAAUGGCGGAAUGUCGCAUACCGAAGCCGAGGAAUUCCUCAAGGGCACCGUGUCGGGCGACAAGAAUGAGAUCCUCUGGUCGCGGUUCGGGAUCAAUUACAACAACGAACCGGAGAUGUGUCGCAAAGGAAGUGUCAUCUACAGGGACUACGCGCUCGAGACAACGGCCACGAUAGGUGAGCCGAAAGGCGAUGAAGGGGACGAGGUCUGGCGAGGCAUCGAACAGCCUGGGUCGAAGACGCAAGCAGAGAAGAUGCGCAAAAUUCGGCAAAAGGCGAGAGUCGUGACAAGGCAUGUCGAUAUCAUCAGAGACGAGUUUUGGGUGCAGAGGCCGUGGAUCAGGAGUGGGAAGCCGGGCAAACCACCCGAGCAGGACUUAGAGAGUUGACAACGGCGGCAUCGUUUGGAGUCGGAACCGGACUGGACGAUGAGUAUCAUAGAAGGGCAUGUUUGGUCAUCAAUUGGCGUACAUCUCAUAUCAAACAGAAAAGCAGCCUCAUCAGCUCUGUGCAGCUUUCGCGGUCUUGUCAGCUU
This is a messenger RNA of Exophiala xenobiotica, 1192 nucleotides long. RefSeq lists its product as uncharacterized. Gene Ontology annotation, molecular function: magnesium ion binding; tRNA guanylyltransferase activity. Lineage: Eukaryota; Fungi; Ascomycota; Eurotiomycetes; Chaetothyriales; Herpotrichiellaceae. The transcript is spliced from 4 exons. The coding region runs from base 129 to 1046 and encodes 305 amino acids. The record is from RefSeq and is a predicted model, not a curated record. Gene Ontology annotation, biological process: tRNA modification.